AGCUGCAAGCGGAUCAGUGUUUUUUUCUUCUUUAUUUUCCAACUUUUGCCGCAGCAGCAUGGCGGGCAUUUCACCCGUCUACGUACGACUGGCAAGCACGGUUUGCUCAGUGGCGGUGCUAGCAGCGAACUACCAAUGGCUGUCUAUGCUGCCAUCGAACGCUCUUGGGCCGUUGCUUUUGAGCAUAGCGACGUUGAUUGCGCUCAGCUUCAUCGGUGACAAAGCUCCCGAGACAGAGAAGCUGCACAGAUUUCCCGCGACCGACUGGAAAUCGCCACUGCCCACCACAGGCAUCAGAGACACUUUCCCCAAGUACGAGCCCAAGGAUCCCGCGAAGUCUUUCACGCAGAUCUGCGACAGCCUGAUCAAGGAAUGUACCCAGGACUUGUCCACUUCUCAUGAGUUGCCACCGAUGGAGAAGAAGUGGAUCAUUGACAUGCUGGAGUACAACGUGAAGGGCGGCAAGAUGAAUCGGGGGCUCAUGGUGGUGCAGAGCGGUGAGGUGAUCAUCCGCUCUCAGGGCCGCGAGCCGAGCGAGGAUGACCUGAAGAAGCUGGCGGUUCUGGGCUGGUGCAUCGAGUGGCUGCAAGCCUGGCUUUUGGUGGCGGAUGACUUCAUGGACAGCUCUCAGACGAGAAGGGGCCAGCUGUGUUGGUACAAGAAGGAAGGGGUGGAGGAGAUUGCCAUCAACGAUGCCUUCCUCAUAGAGAUGCUCGUGUACCGUGUGCUGAAGCGCCACUUUUGGACGGAGCCCUACUACGUCGACUUGCUAGAUCUGUUUAUGGAGACCACCUUCCAGACGGAGUGCGGCCAGUUGUUGGACCUGCAGUGCAAAAACAUCGGCCUUGAAGACUUCACCUACAAGCGCUGGGAGCUGAUCGUGAAGUACAAGACGGCCUUCUAUUCCUUCUACCUCCCGGUGGCUUUGGGCAUGGCUGUUGCGGGCAUCAAGAAUCAAUCCGCCUACGACGCAGCGAGGGAGCCCUUGCUGGUGAUGGGCGUCUACUUCCAGGCGCAGGACGAUUACCUGGACGCUUUUGCGCCCCCAGAGACCUUGGGCAAGAUCGGCACUGACAUCCAGGACAAGAAGUGUGGGUGGCUCUUCGUGCAAGCCUAUCACGACCUUUGCACGCCUGAGCAGAAGGCAUUCUUGGAUGAACACUACGGGAAGUGCAAGGUGCAAACCGAGGAGGAGAAAAAGAUCAAAGCCAUCUACGAGGAAAUCGGCCUGCAAAAGAAGUACGAGGACUAUGAACAGAAAUCCUUCCAGGACAUUAUGGCAUACCAGAGCCAGGUGGUUGAAGCGGGUUUGCCCUGGGAGAUCAUCGAGAUCUUCCUGAAAAAGGUCUACAAGCGAUCCAAGUGAGCCGUCUGGCUGAGUUUUGACCCUGGGCCACGCCCGGGAGAUGCGACCGAGUCCGAUUCCACAGUUUUCUUUUCCUCAGGGGGGCCCUAAACUGGCUCUAACAAACAGGUUCCGAUUGCUUGCAUCCUUGGAACCCAUUGGUUGGAACCCAGUUGGGGUCACCCAAUUUCCGGGGCCGAAGUGUUGACCUGCACUCAAGACCUUGAGAGUCGAUGCGCGCGAAGGGG
Messenger RNA from Effrenium voratum, 1593 nucleotides. The record is from the annotation of a GenBank genome assembly. Lineage: Eukaryota; Dinophyceae; Suessiales; Symbiodiniaceae.